This is a messenger RNA of Penicillium concentricum, 1350 nucleotides long. Its product is annotated as GMC family oxidoreductase. The coding region runs from base 1 to 1350 and encodes 449 amino acids. NCBI's taxonomy places the organism in Eukaryota, Fungi, Ascomycota, Eurotiomycetes, Eurotiales, Aspergillaceae. The record is from RefSeq and is a predicted model, not a curated record. Gene Ontology annotation, biological process: secondary metabolite biosynthetic process. Gene Ontology annotation, molecular function: flavin adenine dinucleotide binding; oxidoreductase activity, acting on CH-OH group of donors. The transcript has 4 exons.
AUGGCUCGAGUCCCAGCAUCUUCCAGUCUCGGGGCUGGUGCCGAUGUCCAGACUAUGACCCUGAUCGACUGGGGCUUUGUAGUACACGGAACUCGUUUGGCGAAUGCUACUCCGCUGUUCAACACUACUGCAUUUGAUAAAGAUGCCCAGCCACUCCAAGUCUCUCACCCAAAGUAUGCCACGCCUUUUGCGACAUGGGCAAAAGAAGGCUUCGAUAAUGUUGGCAUUGACGAAGUGCAAGACUUCAACAGCGGCUCCUUGAUAGGCCAUCAAUUUUGCACAAUGACAAUCCGACAGGCGGACGCAACUAGAAGCAGCUCUGAGUCUGCGUUUCUGCAAACAGGAUUCAAGUCUGAUUCAUGGAUAUUGUAUCAGUUUGCCAUGGCUAAGAUGAUUAUGUUUGACGAUAAAAAGCGAGCAACUGGCGUGGUUAUGCAACAAGGAAACCAAUUCGUUCCGACGGCAACACGAGAAGUCAUUCUCUCUUCGGGGGCUUUUCAAUCGCCACAGCUCCUGAUGGUUUCUGGCAUUGGUCCUGCCCAGGUGCUCAGUACUUAUGGCAUCAAGUUGAUCGUCGAUCUACCUGGAGUAGGUCAGAAUAUGUGGGAUCAUGUGUUCUUCGAUCCUUCUUACCAGGUAAAUGUGCCCACUUUGGGGAUGCUCAAAAACGAUUUAUGGUAUCUUCUCAAUCAGCUGCCGAUGUGGCUUUUCGGAGGCAAUGGAUUCUUAACGAACCCCUCGACGGACUAUAUCGCAUUUGAGAAACUUCCGCCACAAUCCCGCUCCGCGUUUUCUAAGACCAACGAAAAUGAUUUGGCUUGGUUUCCUGGCCGGAAGUCGAGUUCACUUAGACCUGCAUCUUUGGGAAACUUCUCGAAUCCAUAUGCACAGCAGCCUCCGUUUGGGGAAUAUGCUAGCAUUGCUGCGGUCCCGGUGGCUCCAACCUCACGGGGAAACGUGACUAUUCGUUCCGCUGAUACGGCAGAUGCCCCAGUGAUCAAGCCCAGCUGGUUAGAAACAGACACCGAUCAACAAGUUGCAGCAGCGUACCGGCGCGCUCGUGGUGUAUUUCGUUCUCGGGAAAUAGCGUCUGUCAUCAUCGGCGAGGAGUAUUUCCCUGGGAAGGGUUACGAGACCGAUGCUGAAAUAUUAGAUAUUAUCAAAAACACAGUCAUGACAAUUUAUCAUGCAGCUUGUACCUGCAAGAUGGGUAUCAAAAACGACAGCAUGGCUGUUGUCGAUAGUCGAGCCAGGGUGUUUGCUUACGAGUGGUUGAUGCGAGCGCAUUCCCGAUCCUUCCACCAGGUCAUCCUCAAUCAGCAGUCUAUUAGUGCAGUUCCUAGUUGGUGA